This is a messenger RNA of Zea mays, 653 nucleotides long. RefSeq lists its product as uncharacterized. Lineage: Eukaryota; Viridiplantae; Streptophyta; Magnoliopsida; Poales; Poaceae. Bases 16 to 492 code for a protein of 158 amino acids. The transcript is spliced from 3 exons. The record is from RefSeq and is a predicted model, not a curated record.
UGACUAUUGGGCUCGAUGACCCUGUAUAUCUUCCCCCGCCGCCGAGUCCGCGUCGUCGCCAAACUCGCUGCUGCCGCGCAAUUCUUGCGAAGUGGGUACGACCGACGCAGCAGGGAUAUAAGCCUACGCCUCAGAACUCCCAGUUCCCAUCUCCGCUACAGAAAACCCCAGCACCAGAGAGGUCAAGGAGAGGAGUGUCGCUUCCAUGCGCCAUCUCAAGCGAACCUGCGAUUCAGUCUCGGGCAACUCACGUGGGUGGCCAACAGAAGAUUGCAGAAGCGCGCUCGGGGUUCGCCUGUGCCAUGGGCGGACUGGUGUACCCGGAAUUGCUCGUCAGAGCGGGAGCGCUGCCGUCGUCUGCCUUCUACCAUGGGCAGGGAUCUUCGCGGCAUAAUCAGUGACGAGCAAGUGAUUGAGGAUCCAGGUGUUCAGCAGGUAGAAGUUGCUGAGCAGGAGCUCAUUGAAGGUGCUCCAGAAGGAGCCCUACAAUGAGGAGUACGAGCUUAUCUAGGUGGCGUCUCCCAGUCAGCUUUAUGGCGCCAAGGAUUAAUAUUUAGUUCACUUUACUGUUAUCAUUUAUUUAUGUAAGACUUCCGCUAUGUAAUAAUGAUAUUUGUGACAUUUAUCUCUAUACACUUUGUCAUUAUAUGUGA